AUGAGAACUGAGUUGGAAUUUAUCAAUUCUGGGAUCGAUAGUAUUAACGGUCUUAAUUUGUCUCCAAAUAUAACUGUGUUGAAUUUGCACCACAAUCGCAUUUCAGAGAUAAAUGGGCUCACAAAAGCGACAUCGUUGCGUUAUUUGGAUUUAUCUUCUAAUUAUAUUAGUAAGAUAUGUGGACUCGAUAAUUUGCAGCAUCUUCGAAUUUUGAACUUGUCAUCUAAUAAGAUUCGGUCCAUUGAUUCAUUAGAGAACUUAAAUUGUUUAGUCCGUUUAGAUGUCUCUUUCAAUGAAAUAACUAGCCUAGUUGGUUUGAAAAAACUAUUUGGUCCCGGUUACAGUUUGACUGCUAUUAUAUUACAGGGAAAUCAAAUCCAGUCCAAGUCACAUAUCUUGGAGUGCUUGAAAAAUUUAGUUAAUUUGCGCCAAUUAGUUUUACUCAAUCCACAAACAGGAGAUGGUAAUCCUGUUUGUGGCGAACCAGAUUAUCGUCUAGAUUUACUUCAGGGUCUUCCUCAAUUAGAAAUAUUAGAUCACGUUGACAGAAUGGGCCGUUCCACUCAAAUUAAUGUUUUGGCUGAUUUGCCAGAAUUAAGUGGAUUCCUCGACAUGAUUUCUACUUCCAGUUUGUCAGAAUCUGAUCAUUUGGAUGAAGAAAAAGACAAGAAACUGAACUAUAAUAAAGAUCAAAUACAUUUGUCAGAAAAUUCUGCUAAUAAAGAAGUCAAGAAUAUGCAUUCAGCAACCUGUGAACAAGAUGAACAACAUAUUUCUACAUUAUCUUCAACCACUGAACGUCGAUUAUUAAAUUUAGAAAGUCAAUUAAAUUCAUUAAUUACAUCUCAUUUAAUGAAAAUUUAUCAAACUGAACAUAAUCAUUCAACACACCAUAAUAAUGUACUUCAUUCAUCAUCAAUUCAAGAAAAUAAUCUAAAAAGUGGUAAUACUGUUGUAGUACAUGGGAAAAAUGAAAUUAACUCAUCUAAAGUAAAGGAUACCCUUGACUUAUGUCAAUAUAUUCCAGAAAAAGAAAUGUUCGAUGGAGAAGUUCAAACUGAAGCAAACGUACAAUCGAAUAAUUUAACGGUGCAAUCGACCAUUGAUCCAGAUAAAUCAUUAUCACAACCUGUUCAACAGUUGAGUGCACAAAGUCUUAAAAAUCCAAAUUUGAAUACAUUUCAACGUCAUAAUCAUUCAUCAACUAUGAAGAAACAAUCAGUUGUAGACAAAAACCCGUCAAGUACAUCAACAAAAUUGAAAUCAAUUUCUGGUAGAUUAUCUCAAAAAACUUCACCGGAAAAGAAGACUAAACACGAAAAUUCUAAAAGAUCCAAUUCCACUGGAUUGAUGAAUUUCAACAAUCAAUUAACUGAUCAAAAACACAUACAAGAUGUUCCUGUAACUAUGAAGAUUUCUUCUAAUUCAAAUAUACAAUCAUAUCAUCAUGGAAAAGAAAUGAAAUCAUUGAAUAAAAUACUUUAUGAAUUUGAUCAAGAAAUAUCACGAAGAAAACAAUCUGAACAAUUGUGUCAAGAUUUAGUUAGUCGAAUACGUGAAUUAGAAUUAUCAGCAAUGGAUCAGCAUGAAGCUUUGAAAGUCACAGAAGAAUUGAAACAGGCAUUUACUACAGAACAUCAGGAAAAGUUAUUAGUACAAUCUCAAUUAAAGAUAAUCGAACAAAAAUUUAAUGAUAUGUGUCAAAUUGUUGAUCAUUUACAAGCAAAAGAAAAUGAAGUUAAAGAUCGAUAUGAACGAGAGAUUGAAAAUUUAAACAAACUCAUAAGUGAAUUACGCGCAGAUAAUAAAAAUGCAUUGACAAGAGCAGAAAAUGCUGAACAGAAAUUAGAUAAAACCAAAACAUUAUUACGUAAUCGUGAAGCGGAUUAUGAAAAAGAAUUAAAUAAUCGUUAUAAAUUGGAUAGUCCAGAAUUAUCUAAGUUUAUAUCAGCAAAAAUUGAUCUGGAACGAGCACAUCACCAAAAAGAUAUUGAUUUGCUUCAAGAAAAAUUAAUCGACAGUACUAAACGUUACACAGCUCUUGAAGAUGAAUUCAGAAUGGCAUUGAGAAUUGAAGCAGAACGAUAUGAAACAUUACUGAAAACAUCAGAUUUGUGUAAAAAUGAAUUGAUCAAUACACAAUUACAAUUAAAAGAAAUGAUAGAACGUGAAGAAUCUGCACGUUGUUUAAUUCAAGAAUUAAAUACGGUAGUUAAGGAACAAAAAUCUAAGCACACAAGUGAACAAAAAGCUCAUCUUCUAUUACAGCACAAUUUAAAAGAACGUAUUGCAACUUUGGAAAUGCAUUUAGAAGAAGCACAAACACGAAUUAGAAAUCAUGAAAAUUUACGAAAGGAAUUGAAACAACAAAAAGCUGAAAUGACAGCUCAAGAAUCAAUUAUUGCUGGAUUAAAAGCUGAAAGACGUAAUUGGAGUGAAGAAUUGGCUAAGCAAGGAUCAGCUUUAGCUCAAGACCGUGGACGAUUAGAAGCUAAAAUUGAAGCUCAAGAAUUAGAGAUAGCCAGUCUUAAAAAAUCUCUUGAAAAUGAAAAUGACUCUGUUAAAAUCAAGAGUAAAGUAAUUGAUGAUCAAACAGAGACAAUAUUGAACUUAAAAAAGUGUAUUCAAGAGAAUCAGACUGAAAUGAAACGACUACAGAAUGAAGGUAUACAAAAUCGUCAUAAUUUAGAAAGUCAAUUAAAACAGAAAAUUCAAGUCAAUACAGAAUUGGAUGAUGAAAUAAAACGUCUUAAUAAACGUAAAGAAGAUUUAAAAUUAUUGGUCGGUGAUUUACAAUCAAAAAUAGAUGAAUUACAAGAGCAAAAUGAAUCUAUGUCACAGCGUUGGCGCGAUCGUGCAAGUUUAAUCGAUAAAUUAGAAAAACAAGUAGAACAAAUGCGUCAUAACUGGGAUGAAGAACAAAAAGUUCUUAUUGACGAACGAGAUACAGCACGAAAAGAAAUCAGUACAUUACAUUCACAAAUGCAAGCUAUGGACGAGAGAUUUCGUCAACAGCUAUCGUCUACUGAAGAAAUGAACGAUUUGGCAAUGAACCGUGUGAAGAAUGAAGCAGAACAAUUACGUAUAGCUUGUGAAACACGUGUAGCUGAAGUGGAAUCAGAAAUGCGUACAAUUCUUCUAGAAGCAGAAAAUUCAAGAAAAGCUACACAAGAAAGACUUAGAUGUAUAUCAGCAGCAUUAUGUGCUCCAAUCUCACCGCAUAGCAAAAUCCAUUGCAUUAACACCUAA
Messenger RNA from Schistosoma guineensis, 3249 nucleotides. Lineage: Eukaryota; Metazoa; Platyhelminthes; Trematoda; Strigeidida; Schistosomatidae. The record is from the annotation of a GenBank genome assembly.